Molecule: messenger RNA, 1008 nt
Organism: Candida dubliniensis CD36
Lineage: Eukaryota; Fungi; Ascomycota; Pichiomycetes; Serinales; Debaryomycetaceae
Gene: PHO86
Product: Pho86p
Exons: 1
Coding region: 1-1008 (335 amino acids)
Source: RefSeq, a predicted model, not a curated record
AUGGUGGUUCAAAAAGAAUUAGAUUUAAACAAACCAUUAGAUGCUAAUGCAGCGCCAGUGUUGACUAAGACAACAUUGAAACCGGAGUUUUCAAAAGCCGCCAUUGUUUUGCACGGAGAUCGUUACAAGCAAUUACAAGCCAAAUUAACCAAGUAUGUUUUAUGGCAUCCAAUCUCAGUCGUGGUUUAUACAACAGUACUUCCCGUGGUAGUAGGCUAUGCCUUGUGGGAUUAUAUUAGUAUCAGCGAUAAUUUGAUAGAGUUCUACCAUAUUAUGAUGAGAGAAAAGAAAGAUUUUAUAUUCUCCUUUUUCACAGCGUUCCCGUUGUUUGCUAGUGUUUUUGCUUCCUUUGGAUUUCUAGCCUAUAUAGUUGGAGAAGAUAUGGGGAUUAUUACUUCAAAAUUCUAUGCACAAAAGUAUUGUGAUUAUAUUUUCGGAUUUGACAUCAAAUCAUAUUCCCAAAAUGAAAAUGGCAAAGACAAGAAAUUAGCCAGAAAAAGUCUAGACACCCAAUUAAUUGUUUAUCGUGAUUCACCUAUUGCUAUUUGUACAUUAGCCGUGGAUGAAACCCAGUCAAGUGCAGCAAAUUUUGUCGUGAGAAUCACUGGGAUUCAUGUAAGAAAGGUCUUUCAAAAAGUUAACUUUGAAGAAGUUUUAAUUGAUUGGGCAGUUGUCCGGGCCAGAGAAUUAUACCAGGAAUUUCUUACUUUGAAAAAUUUAAAGACUCCUCCAGAAAAUAGUUCGAUAUUAAUCACCAUAGAUGCUUAUUCAUUUGACAAUGCUUUUGAGAAAUCAUUGUACGCUCAUGGGUUUAGAAUUUUAGAUUCGUCAUUUGAAUUGAACCCUUUCAACCCAACAGUCUCUUGGUAUAAGGAAAAGUUGUACAGAUUUUUAAAUGUUUCCAGAGACACAUUUGGAUUAAUGUUAACUAUUGCCAAAGACGAUAUCGAUUUAAUUAACAGUGAUACCAAACAAAACGACAAAAGCAAGAUCAAUAAAAGACAUUAA